Pollicipes pollicipes is the source of this 687-nucleotide messenger RNA. RefSeq names its product integrator complex subunit 11-like. The transcript is spliced from 5 exons. Gene Ontology annotation, molecular function: RNA endonuclease activity. The record is from RefSeq and is a predicted model, not a curated record. Gene Ontology annotation, biological process: snRNA processing. Bases 1 to 687 code for a protein of 228 amino acids. Gene Ontology annotation, cellular component: nucleus. NCBI's taxonomy places the organism in Eukaryota, Metazoa, Arthropoda, Thecostraca, Pollicipedomorpha, Pollicipedidae.
AUGCCCGGCUAUGUGUGGCCGGCACGGUGGGCCACAGGUGCUGAACGGCGCAAGAAGGUCGAGUUCGACAACCGCCAGACGGUGGAGGUGAAGAUGGCCGGCGAGUACAUGUCCUUCUCGGCGCACGCCGACGCCAAAGGCAUCAUGCAGCUCAUCACCUACUGCCAGCCCAAGAACGUGCUGCUCGUGCACGGCGACGCCGAGAAGAUGGUCUUCCUCAAGUCCAAGAUCGAGCAGGAGCUGUCGCUGGCCUGCUACAAGCCGGCCAACGGUGAGACCUGCACGAUCGUGACGCAGCCGACGAUCGCGGCGGACGUGUCGCUGCCGCUGCUGAAGCGGGACCUGCAGCCGACGGCCGAGCUCGGCGACCUCACGGUCAAGCGGCGCCGCCUGCUGCACGGCGUGCUCGUCGUCAAGGGCAGCAAGGUGCGCGUGCUGGAGAGCGAGGCGGCCUGUACGGAGCUGGGCAUCACGCGCCACGAGGUGCGCUUCACCUCCACGGUCACGCUGCAAGACCCAGGCGCCGUCUCCAAGACCAUCGACAAGCUGCACACCCACCUGCAGAGACGUCUGGGCAUCACACAGCACCUGGGCGACGGACCCAUCAGCAUCGGCUCCGUGCUGCUGCAAGGUGACGAGGCACUGGGCAGCUACAUCCUGAGCAGCAUCAAGAACAUUGACCGGUGA